AUGGGCAACUCACUAUCAGCAUCCCCCAAACCAUCCGACCAGACUCAGGGUGAGGUCGAGAAGAUCCUCAUUCAGCAACUCCAGAAUCUCCGCACCGGCCGCGGAAUUCGGCAACGAGAAGUCGACCAUGAAUAUGUCCAGGUUGAGACUGAGAAGGGCAUCCCUCAUACUUAUUCAACAGACCCAACUCUCUCUGUAAAGUCUGCCGAAGCAUGGGAGAAAGAACUCCUCUCCGACCCGAAGAACCGCUUCGCCCUCAACGCUCUCCUCUCCAAUGACAUUCGCAACAUUGUUGCCAACAAAGUUGCUACCCUAUCUGAUACCCAGACGUUCAAUGUCAAGAUUCCCUUCGAGGGUUCGCCUGUUACAAAUCAGAGGUCUUCGGGAAGAUGCUGGCUGUUCGCGACGACCAACGUCCUCAGAGUACCUAUCAUGAAGAAGUACAAUCUUAAAGAAUUUGAGCUCAGCCAAGCAUACCUUUUCUUCUGGGACAAACUGGAGAAGGCAAACUGGUUCCUGGAGCAGGUUAUAGAUACUGCAGACCAAGAGCUAGACAGUCGAUUGGUCCAGGAACUCCUCGGGGCGCCUGUGAACGAUGGUGGUCAAUGGGACAUGGCCGCCAACUUGGUCACGAAAUAUGGUUUGGUUCCUCAAAAGCUAUAUCCCGACUCAUAUAAUGCCAUGAACUCGGGCGCCCUCAACUCGAUCCUAACCACCAAGCUGCGCGAAGAUGCCCUCGCCCUCCGAUCCCUCGUGAACAAACCUUCAGUCAAGAAAUCCUCCAUCAUUGCCACAAAGGCCAAAUUCAUUCAAGAGGUUCAUCUUGUUCUCACACUUUUGCUCGGCCCGCCUCCAAAACCCGACGAAAAAUUUACUUGGGAAUACUACGACGCGAACGAAAAAUACAACUGCCUGUCCAAAACACCACUUGAACUUGCCAAGGACAUCUCUAGCCCAAGCGUCGUUCGCUCUCUCAAUGCUAACGUUGGGGAACUCUUCAGUCUUGUCAACGAUCCACGCAAUAAAUACAAUCAACUUUUGACUGUCAAUCGCCUUGGCAACGUCGUCGGCGGUCGACCUAUCACAUACGUUAAUGUUGACAUGAACACAAUUAAGAAAGCCACAAUAGCGAUGCUUCAUGCCGGACUACCCGUUUUCUUCGGAAGUGAUGUGGGCAAAUUCUCCAACUCGUCCUCCGGCAUUAUGGACACAGCUCUUUACGAUUACAGCCUCGCGUUUAACAUCCAAUUGGGUAUGAGUAAAUCCCAACGCUUAAAGGCCCGCGAAUCAGCCAUGACCCACGCUAUGGUUCUGACGGCUGUGCAAGUGGAAAAUGGCAAGUCUGUCCGCUGGCGCGUCCAAAACUCGUGGGGUGAGAGUGCUGGUGAGAAGGGCUUCUUCGUCAUGACAGACAAAUGGAUGGAUGAAUUUGUUUAUCAGGUGGUUGUUGAUCCGGGCUUCGUCAGCAAGGAGAUUAGGCACCUCCUCAAGACUGAACCUCUUGAGUUGCCACUUUGGGAUCCCAUGGGUGCAUUGGCAUAG
Molecule: messenger RNA, 1542 nt
Organism: Exophiala aquamarina CBS 119918
Lineage: Eukaryota; Fungi; Ascomycota; Eurotiomycetes; Chaetothyriales; Herpotrichiellaceae
Product: bleomycin hydrolase
Exons: 2
Coding region: 1-1542 (513 amino acids)
Biological process (GO): response to toxic substance; proteolysis; L-homocysteine catabolic process
Cellular component (GO): cytoplasm
Molecular function (GO): cysteine-type aminopeptidase activity
Source: RefSeq, a predicted model, not a curated record